AGCGCUCCCGCAUAGCCAGAAGAAAACGCUACUCCGUCUCUCUGCAGCGGCACACUAUUAUACUCGUCGGGCUGGGCGCGAGUACCUAUAUAGAGAGCGCGUGCAGCAGCGGCGCAAAUCGCCGUCGCAGUCAGUGUCGCGGGUGCGUGCGAAAAAGACAGACGAGCAGCAGUAGCAGCCUCCUCUCGUCAUCUCGCGCGCGUAUAAAGGAGAGAGAGUAUAUAGCUGGCGGUGCACGUAUGCACACACACGCGCGCGCGAGUUCCGAGAAUCCGAGCAUGAUGGAGACAAGAGUGCGCGGUAUCGGCCGGGACGACGAGCUCCUCGUCGAGAAGUCAGCUCGGUGAUCGUCGCGUCGAGAGCAGAAGCAGCCCAGCAGCAGUAGCAGCACCGGCCAUCUUGGAAACGGCGGCACCCCGCGCCUCGUCGGUGCUCUCGACCGAAGGCCUCCUCGUCCUCGCUCUCCGUACCCUCGUCAAGGAGCUUCGCGGCGAUAUGAGGCUCGCGGCCUAAGUUCUCGCGCGACUCGCAGUCUUGCGGCGGGCCUUGCUGCGGUCGGCGCCGAGGAGAGAAAAAUCGAGGCUCGGAGGAACGUGGCGCCGAGGCGCGAUCAUUACGGGCCUGCGCUAGCUCUCCGCUGUGUACUAUAUAUACACACGAGGGAGGGAGUGAGUGCGUGUGUGCGGAGUGCGAGUCUCGUAUCUUACCCCGUGUGCAGUGUCGUGGGAUCGCGUGAGAGCGAGUCCUCUCUUUCGCUCGCUCGCCUGCACCCUUGUGUUUUUUCCUGCGCGGCCUGUGUGUGUGUGUUUUCGGCGAGCGCGAGGUGUAAACAAGCGCCGGACUCCACGGCAGCGGAGCGCACGCUGGGAUCGAUCGUUCGCGCGCGAGUGUUACACACGCACGCAGGGCCUGCAUCGCGAAGAGAGACGACGAGCAGCGCAGCUAUACUUCUCGCUCUGUCUGUCUCUCUCUUACCUGCGCUGCUCGUGGUGUAUUAUACGCACGAUACAGCUCUCCUGGCUGGUUGCGUGAGUAGGUAGUGCGCGCUGCACGAGAAAAAAAAUAGGAGAAGCUCCGCAGACGACAGACGGCCGGGAAGAGAGACAGAGCUGCUGGCCACUCGACGCGCGCGCGUCCAAAGUGAGGUUAGGUGUCUCUCUCUCUCUCUCUCUAUCUCUGUCCCAGGAGGUGGAGGAGCACAGUGCGGAGAUUCCGUGUGCAUCGUGUGCGCGCAGCCGAGAAGGGCUCGAGUGUCGUGUAUGUGUGUGUUUGUGGAGUAAGAGAAGAGAGGAAGAGGACUGCGCCAGUGCAGUGCGUCGGUUCGGGAUGCGCGACGGUGUUGUCGACGGGUCGCUGAUGCACGAGGAGCUACCGCCACCGUCGUCAUCGUCGGCGGCCUCCCGAUGACCUUGACUCGGUUUCUUCCCCACCCCGCCGGUGGCCGUUAGCCAGCAGCAGCAGCAGCAGCAGCAGCAGCAGCAGCAGUAGCAGUGGCAGCAAAAGAUGCAGCCGUCGACAAGCAGCAGAGACUUCUCGCCGACGACCACUACUACGAAGACGACGACGAUUCCCUGAUCAGCUUCGUGCUCCCGUGUACAUAUCCGAAUUUAUGUGUAAAGCCCGGGCCGAAGGGAAGAGCCGCUGCAGUGCAUCGUCCCGUAUUGUCGAGCAGCCGAAGACUAGACAGAGAGAGACUCAACUUCAGACUGCGAGAGUGUGAGUGCGAAUAGAGACAGAGACAUCAUUGAGCUGCUAUAGUGAUGACGAGCAGUAGUCGUAGUGAUAGUAGUAGUAGUAGUGAUAGUACUAUAGUAGAAGACUGUGAGUGAGAGAGAGAGAGAGAGAGAGAGAAAAAAAGAUAGCACACAUCAGGGCAGCAGCCGCCGCCACCGCCGCCGCAGCAGCGCCGUGCUCGUCGUGUCGAUCGCUAUGAAAAUGGCCCCAGGACCGGACCACCAGCGGCAGGAGCCCGUGGCACCUGACAAGAGCAGCGCCAGCAGCAGCAGCAACGCCUCCUCCUCGUCUGCUUCUUCUUCUGCUGCCACGGCAGCCGUGGCUUCGACCUCCUCCUCAUCCGUUCCAUCUACUUCGUACAGCUCCGCGCCGGUAGCGGGCACCUCCUCGUCGUUCUGCCCCAGCUCAACAGCGGCGAUCUUCCUCGCGUCCGAAGCUGAGACUAGCGCUGCUGGCAACCAGGAGGCCGCACUGCCGAUACUCAAUAACGCUGCCCUCGUCGACAGCAAGCAGGAAGAACCUGCAACACUGUCAACCUUAAACGAAGGAGAGUUGCGAGCAUUGUUGGAUGAAGCAAUCACAUACAAAUGUCCCAAAGAUCGUGAAGGAAAAUCCAAUCUUUUUAAGGAACUACUUCAAGAAGCGGAAGCCGACGAGAGCGAAGAGAGCCGCUGGACAGUGACGAGUGGCAGUAGUGGCGGCUCAUCGCGCUGUCUGCCCGGUUCGAAUCGCAGCCGACGGCACAAGCGAGAUUCUGUCUCGGAGCACCUGACGCACGGGGGCUCGCUUCAGAACUUAGCGCGCGAGCCCGGCUGCAACUCCGAGUUCGACGCUUACCUGGCCUCAGGCUCUUCGCACACAUACGCCGCCGGCAGGCGUAAACAGAAGAAGCACACCGGACCCAGCGUCUCCGCCAGGCAACGGGAAGGUGGUUCGCUGCCCUCCAACGUCAACGCCACCCACACGCUCGCAUCCCUCGCCAACUUCGACCUAGUCUUCGAGAAGAAGAAGGGUUUAUCUGAAGAGAAAUCUGCAUACGAUUGGACUAAUAAAGAAAAAUCCAAAUCUUUGGAUAAACCUUCGUACGAUCGUUAUUCUAAAAAGGAAGAAAAAGAAAAGGAUAAAAAAGAUAUUAAAUUAAGUGGUUCAUGUGACAUUGAAAGCGAGUUGCGCGACAAACGAAACAGUAACAGGGUAAAGCUUGGAACAAAUGAGAUGCUCGAGUCAGACAACCCACCUCCAGUAUACAAUAAACAAGAUUGUAUAGAGAUCAGUCUGGAUGAUUUCGAGGAAAGUGCUGCAAGCGAGCGAAAUGCUUCAGCCGCGCUCGGAGGUGUUCAGAGGCCUCGCUCACUGGACGCAGAGGAUGACGAAGGAACUGAAAUGAAAGUUAUCGAUCACCGCCGGCAUUUACAGUUCAUAUCGCGUGCAACCAUCGAUAUACCUCAGACCCCUGUCGAUUCGACCAUUGAGUUUCCAACAUUUCGCGAACACACCACUAAGCUGGAGAAGUCAAAGAUCAAUGCUAAUGGAACGGAGGGGACGAGUUCGCUUCCCUUUCCGCCAUAUAACAACAACAUAAAAUGUGUCAUGAGUGGACCCCCAAAUGUUUACUCUGUGAUGUCCUGGCCGUCACCUAAUAUUUCUAUGGUUUCUAGGCUUACAGCGCAACACAUUGCGGGAAAAGAAUCGUCUUUAUCCGGAGAGAAAAAGUCACUUGAUGAAAACGGCAACUCCGUUCAAAACUACAACGGAGAACGAAAGAAAUCGCGACGAAAGAAUGCCCAAGAGCCGAACGUCAUAGUCUACCAAGCCGAGAACGUAAAGGGUCACAGAGACGACGAUAUCGAUAGUUUAUUAAGUUUCAUUGAGAACAAAGAAUGUAAGAGUAAAAAAGGCAAGACCAGUAAUACUGUUAAAGUAAAAACUGCAUCGAAUACAAAGUCGAGAUCUCGGGAUAAUAAAGAUAUUAAAAGGGAACAGAUACCAACGAAAUUGCAAAAGUCAAAUUCUUUAGAGGAAAUUUCAAAGACCAAACUCGAGGAUCUUACUACAGAACAAAGCGCAACUUCUAGUGGAUCUAGCAGUGUAUCCAGCCAACAUGGUUCGAUCAACAUAGCUUUACGUCGUGCAAAGCAGCGUAGUACUGGCGACGCAACUGCAGUCGAUUCUCGAGGCGAUCGUAGAUCCUGGGGUACAGAGGAAGGUCAGGCCAUUUACUGCAAUGACACGGGUGACGAUUAUAGUAGUCGUCGAAAUUCUGUAAAAAAGGCAAAUACCGAACACGAAGCUGAAACCGAGUUUCACGUUGUUACUAAUAAGAAGAAAAAGACCAAGAAACAACGUAGAAGUUCUAGUGGAGGUAGAGCACAAAAUCUUUCUGGCUCUGGAUCAUAUCUACAACGCGGCAGAGGUUUCUCUAACGAUUAUAGAACGCCUUUAUCCCCUGAACUUAGACGAAAAUCUGCUAGCAGCAUGCCUCCAAGUGAUAAAUCAGAUAGCAGUGACUUAGAUUCAGUUCAUUCACUGCCUGUGACAUCAAACUCCAAACAUAAUUCUUCGAAGACUGCUACUUCAUCAUCGAAUGCACCACAGGCGAGCUACGCUGAUAUUGCACGUAUGGCAACCUUGAAUAUGUCGGGAGGGCCAGUUAUUAACAUAUCGAAUUUAAUGCCAAGCAUGAUCAACACGACAUGGCCUAGCGUUGCUUCAUCAAAGAGCAAUGCCGAAACAGAGAAACUUCCCAACGAUUAUUACCCUAGCUUAGAUGAGUUGCAACACUCAGACAGAAAAAUACGACAACAUAACUUUAGCCAGCAAGGUGGGAGUCUUAGUCUCGACAAACCACCAUCACCGACCAUGCCGAAAUCUAAGACAUCACCUGAAAGCAGCAAAAAAACAGAGGCACAAGAUGAGGCCAUAAUCAAAGUUGUCAAAUAUGUGCAGGAUAUAGAAAAGAUGCAACAAAGUCAAUUGCAGCAGGAAAAUAAACAGUCAAGUAACAAUUCUAGUCCAAAUUCAAACGAGACAACACCUACUAAUCCACUGCCUCCCAAAAUACCCGAACCGCUGUCAAACUAUUCUCCUUCACCGGAUUCAGAAAGUAACAGCAAUGGUGAAAGCAGCAGAGACUCCAGUGCCAAUUCGAAAAAUAACGGUACAAGAGUACGUAAGAAUCACUCGCAAAAUUCUAGCUCCGGUAUACGUGAUUAUCCUAUACUUCAAACACAGAAGGAUGAAUCGCGUGAUACCGUAAAAAUUUCAAGCUCUCAACUUGAAGAAAACGUAAAGCCGUCUAAUAGUCCAAAUCAAUCAUUAUCAGAAGAUAGAGAAGUAAAGAAAAUGACGAAUGUAUAUAAUACAACGGCAGGUUCGUCCGAAACUAUUGAUUCAACAAAGUCCAGGAUAACUAAUAAUAUUAAGCCGGUUCAGCAAUUCCGACCUAGUAUUGAUACUGAUACUAUUCGUGUAAAUAAAAUUGAAAGGCUACCAAAAGCUUCUAAAGAUCAAUCACAGGUGAAUCCUAAAGAUACUUCAAAAGUAUCAUACCAGCAACAGACUUUGAGCAACCGGCAGGACAAACCAGUUGAUGAUACUGAAAACAAAAAGUCAAAGCAAUCAAACUCCACUACUAAGCUCGAAAAGGAACAAAAAGUUCCAGAAAUACAGAUGUUGAACAAAUCAAACUCUUCUACAGCAAGUAUAACGAGUAUAACGAGUACAGCGAGUGCAGCGAGUAGUGCACGACCAGCAGUGAUUCUUCUAGACGAAAACAUUGCUGAUCAAUCUAGAAGCUUGGACUCAGAAUUUAGUGAGCUGACUUUUGGCUUUGAAGUCAAUGAACAACUUCUUUUGUCAGAAGAAGAAGAGGAGGAAGAAGAAGAAACCCCAACGGCUAGUCCGGACUUGUCACGUUUCUCAAAUUCGCCGCCAAACUUUUCUCGACAGCCACCCAUGUUCGACAAGCACGUUAGAGUUGACAAAUUUAAUCCGAACUUCCCGAUGAACCCAUAUAUACCUGUUCAUCCGAUGCCCUCGAUUAUGGUUCAGACGAUGUCGUACAUGGGCUGCCCAGUGAGAUUUCAAGGUCCAUAUGUGCUACCUCAUCCGCAUCCAUCACAACCAGUCAUUGAAAAGUGCCGAAAUCAACCAAAGGAGGACUUUUCUUCGCGUUACAUUGCCCCUGAUGAAAGUCACGUACAAAAUUUUAAUCAUGACAAGAUUGUUUCCUUUGUUGGAUUAGCUUGGGACGACGUGAUGCGAGAAACAGGGUCAGCAUCAUCCGGCCGUGUGCAGUACUAUAGUGGACAGUGAGGAAAACUUCACAAACAGUAGACGAAUAGUAAAUAAAGUGCUUUUACACAAUUCAAACAGAAAUCACACUACAUAAUUAUACGUACACUUUCACAGGCAUUAAUACAUACAUAUAUUCUUACAUACAUUUUAUUCGUAAUGAAAACUGCCUUGUUUGUCACACGUCUGACGUUAGUGCUCGUUUAGUGCUGGUGCGACCAAAUCGUCUGAACUUCAUGAAGUGACCAAGAGUAAAUGCACAGUUGAACUGUGCCCGAAAAAUAAAAGCGAAAAAAACGAGAACUUUGUUGAAAUGAAACGCAGUCAUGUAGAAGAAUAUAUUGAUUCAAGCAGUGAAAUAGAACAUUGAAUCAACGAAGCCAAGUGGCGCAACCCAGUGCCUCAGGAGGUAGUAGUGUACAUAUGCGUGUGAAAACGAUAGCAAGUGCAUGCAACUAAAAAAAAUUAAUAAAAAAGAAGUAGGAGACUUAAAAUUCUUGAAUGAAAUGUACAGUGCCUCGUGGCAACGAGCAGAGUACCCAGAAGUAAAGCAUUAAUAUAUUUGUAGGGUUCACACGUCAGUCACUUCUAUUUAUCGAAAAUAUAGACAUUAUAAUUCGAUAUUGAGGAAAUCAAAAGUUCGGGACAUUUUAGCACUGUUAGAGAAUUGAAAAGGUCAUGAAAAGGUACCUUUUUACGUAUAGACACUGCGAAUGUAUAUACUUUAAUAAGGUUCCCUCUGCGAGGGAAAAAUUGUCGAAGAGCUUAGAAGUGAAAUUGGAUGAGUUGUGGUUUUCGCGUAAUAACGGGAAUCCAGAUAGACAAUGGUUUCUGAACUGAUGGAACUUAAGAUUCUUGAAAAAUGGAGUUAAUCUGACUAUCGUGAAUAACCAUAACACAGAGACAGUGAAAGUAUCUCGUAAAUACUUCCUAAAGAAAAAAACUAUAAAACAAUGUCAACAAUCGCUUUUUUGUGCAUUGACCGAUUUUGUGAAAAAUAAAAACUGAUUUAUGAAGCACUGCGCUUAACGGUAUAGUGCAGAAUAAAAAUAAUUAAACGUUAAAAAGCGAGAACGAAAUAAAAAAUAUGUGAAAGGAGUAAUGCGUACGAAAAAUGAUAAAUUUUUACAAAAACUCGCUCAUUCAAUGAAUAUAAAUAACUAAUUUUUAAGUAUGCGUAAAUGGUAAAGGAUAAAAUGCGCUUGUGAUUGAUUGCUUGAAGAGAGAAAUCACCUUUAGAAAUCGUUGCGCUAGUUAGUUUUGUUAUGUUUUGUGAAAAGAUUGCUGUUCACAGAUUUGCUAGAUAAGUUCACCCAAUAAGUCUGUGUCCUUCGCAACAUAUAGUCUGUAAAUAUAUAAAUAUAUAUCUUUAAGGGAGAUGGAAAGACUAUUCGUAAAAAGAAAAGAAACUUUUUCCUUCCUAUUUGACUGUAAUAUAAAACAAGGGAAACUUUAAGUAUUACAAGUGAAAAUUCCUGGAAAAUAAUGACACUUGUAUCAAAUACAUAAUGCAUAUAUGGACAACUUUUCGCAAUACUUGAACAAUUUGUUAUUUCAAAAAUUACACUUUUUUUAAAUAUUUAUAUUGCAAAUAUUAAAAGGAGAUACCAAGAGUAACUUUACCGUUUGAGCUGAUAAAUUAUGAUGAUUGAUAAAUUGUUUAUGGAUAAAGUAUGUUUAUUCAAGGUUUAUAAAGUCAUAUUGAAAUGUACAAGAAAGGUAUUAAAAUUACGUUAAAGUCACGGUGAUUUGAUACAUGUGCACGUUUCUUUUGCUGCGCGUUCAUUUAAUAUUAACGUCACAUAUAACAUAGUAUGAGUCGUAACGAAAAAUGUCCAAUGUCCAUGUAAAGGUUUCAGCAAUGUAGAAAAAAGAUACGGGUACUUCAAGUUUAAGGGAUUUCCCAUUGUGCCAUGUAAUUUAUGUCUUAGCGAGCAAUCGUGUCGAGGCAUAAAAUUUUGUAAAGUGAAAAAGAAACAAGAGAAGGUAAACAAAUUUGUUCAGUAAACUGGCUUUAAUGUUCAACAAACAAGUGCCUCGCCAAUGAUUGCUAUUUUUAUUUUGUUUUUUUUUUAUAUUAUUAUUAAAAUUAUUUACUAGUUACUGGCGUGUACAUAUUAAGAGUGAAUUUGAAAAAAUGAAAUUUUCUUAGUAGCCCGGAAAACAUUUUUUUUUUAUUAAUUUCUUUUUGCAAAAUGUCUGAUUGACGAAAAAAUUGAUCAUUUCAAAAUUAAUAAGUGUUUAAAAAAAUCUACAAAUUAUUAUUAUUUUUUAAAUAUUGCACAGAUGAUUUUCGAUAACUUUUACAUAUAAGAAAGAAAUUAUCUAGUAUCCAAGAAUAUUGAAGUAAUUGUUUCUGAAGUUAAUUUAAUUGGAUAUAAUUAAACUUAAGAUUAAAUUUUUUAAAUUCUAGAAUUUCAGUUUUGUUUUUUUUUUAUAAUUGGCAUGAUUUCUGCGCAAUAUUUUAAAGUUAAUAGUUGUAUUGUUAAAAAGCAAUUUAUUUUCAAUAGAACAUUAUAGUUUUCCUGUAGUAGAAGUAUAUUUUAAUCCUGGAAAAUUAAUUUAUAAAAAUCAUAGUAUUAUAUAAAAAAUAUAUUUUAAAUCUUAUUUCAAGUGUGAAUCCGAAAUCUUAGAAAACAGCUUGUGGUUUUUCUAGGGCAGUUAAAGUUAUUUCUUUCGUUUGUUCGGGGACACAUGGCAAAAGUCAUGGAUUUUGUCACUUUAAACGGUUACAUCCAAUUCUAACAAUGAAUUAUGUCGACGAAAGCAAAACGAUGAAUCUUGCAAAUGUCUUUGAACAGUAAUCUUUUUAUAUGCGAGGAAUGCCCAUCGAUAAAAGAAACUCGAAAAACAAUUAAAUAUUAAUACUUUAAUGAGUAAUGCUUUAUCGUGGAAAUGUAUGCUUUGAGAAAAUUAGUUAAGAAAAAAACGUGAAUGCGUUUUUAGUAUUAAGCGCUAAUCAAUUACUAAUUCGUUAGGUGAUUAUUCUUUUUUUUUGACAUAUUUUUUUGUUUUUUUUUUUAAGGUUAUAUGAAAAUUCUUAAAUAGAAAAUGCUCUUUGUUAUUGUUUCCCUCUUUUUCUUUCAUUUUUUUGAAAAAUGAAGUGUAAGAAGUGAGAAUAACACGCACUAUACGUUUAUUAAAAUUGUUUUUAUUAACAAAUUAUUCAAUAUAGCUUCGAUAUGAAUACAGUAAUUCUCUCCUUACGCACUUUUUAUUUUAAAGAAAAUGGAGUUACUACUAUUUUCGAAGUGUUCAAAAUCUGCAUUUUAUCAUAUCGUUGUGAUAAUUUUUCGAAACGAUAAAACUGGUAUUAUGUAAACAUAUACAAAGUUCAUAGUUAAUUCAAUGAAUCAAAUCUUGUUAUAUAAUUUUAAAUAAAAAUGUCUAAACUUCAAAUGAUAAAUUAUUUUAUGAAAUUUUAUGAAAGAUGUUCAAACAAAUACAACUUGAGAAAUUACGCAUCUGAUAUAGUUUUCAAGAUUAGUAUGUAUUUUCUUGUUAUAAACGUUGUUUUCAAAGUAUCUCUACUCUAUUGAAGAAAGUCUGUAAUGUAUAUUAACAAAACAAUUACUUUCUUACUCUAUUCUAGAUAUUUUCAUUAAUAUGAAAUUGAUAAACCAGCAAAAGUUAUAAUGUAAAAGAAAAACUGCAAUAACAAACUAUUCAGAAUGAAACUUCUUUAUUUACAACUUUAUAUACAAUUAUUCGAUCUCAUUGCAUCAUAAAUUUCAAGUACUUCGAACCUCGCGAUGACAUAAAUCUGUUUUUAAUUUCACAUUCAUUACAUAAAAAUUCAUUCUCGUAGAAAAACAACUCAACAAAUUUUUUAGCGAUAUACUUUUCAUUUUAACGCGCAAGAUAAAGUCACCUUUGUCGCAAAUUAAUAAAAGAAUGUCAUGAACUUACGACGUAUACGUGUAACGAAAUGAAAAAAAAAAACAUAUUAAAAAAGAAAAAAAGAAAUCGACUCGUACUUUCUUUGGCAGUAAACAAGAAAAGCAAGCUUCCUUUGGCGCACGUAAAUUCAAUUGCAAGAGAUAAAUUCGUGCGUUAAGUCGAGAGAUUUUUAUGCCUAUGGAAAUUCUUGUUACCUUUUUUUCAUGCUGUUUUAUUCGACAAAGUAAUCCAAUGCAGCAAUUCCACGGAAAAUUCAGUCGAAUGCCUGAGAUACAAACCAUUAACCCGACAGUUCGUGAUAAGCUUAAAGCUAUUGCUGUCAUCUUUUGUAAAUGUGAUUUGUUAUAGUGAUGCGACUAGAUUGAUGUUAAAUAUUUAUUUGUAUUUUAACAACAUCAAUUUUUCAUAAUUUUGUAAGUUCUUCAUUGACGCUUUUGUUACGUAUAAAGGUCUGCUUGACAAGAUUUCUUUCAAUAUCAAUCGUUUUCGAUAUUAGCAUUAUAUUAUACACUGAUAUUUCAUUUUUUCUAAAUAAUCAAAGUAACAAGUUACACAGAGCACAUAUUUUAGAUGACUGAUCAUUAAUUUAUCCCAAUUUGGAAGGACUGAUAAGGCAUGUAUCACCUCUCUCGAUCGAAGACUGUUAAAAAAAAUCAAUAAACAAAAAAGUAAAAAAAAAUGUGGCUAAAAAAGGAAGAAACAAAGUGAAUGCGACUCGGUUAACUUUGUAAAGCUGUAUAAUUUGUUAUUAGGUGUUGAACACUUUUUCCAUAUUGUGUAUAUAUAUAAACGCGCAUUAUUAAACGAUUAACGGUCAAUGUCCAAUAAUCAGAAAAAACUUAUUCGACUAUACUAUUUAAAAUAUUGAUAUUACACAUAUACAUAAACAUGUAUUCACUAUGUCUAAGUAUAUGUAUAAUUCAGAUGAUAUAUAUUACAUAACUGAAGUUAAUUGAAGAUACGUGCGAAUGCGUGCCUGAUAUAAAAUGAAAAAAAAGAAAAGUUACGUGUCAAGUAUGUGUAAUUGUGUGAAUCAUAUGUACAGAAUAAUUAUUAUUAUAAUAUGAUUAUUAUGAUUAUUAUUAUAUGUGCAUAGAUAAGUGGCUUUAAUGCCCGACCGUACGUGAAAAAAAUAAAUUGGACGAGCGAAUGCGUGUUUAAUGUAUGAGAUAAUGUGCGAAAGGGAGAGACGAGGAACACGAAAGGAUUAUCGUUGCCAACCUUAAGUACGUUGCCAAAGUCCCUUUGUGGGUUGAGAGAAGCCGGCGUAUUGGCGGGUUAACGAAACUCUUGUGCCCUAAUUCAAUAAUCAUUUAUUUUUUUGUCUUAUUGGAGCGUUCACACUUUGUUCAUUUGCGCUUCAUGUUAUAGUGUUAGGAUUUAGCUCGUAAAGAGGGAUAUGCGUUGAUGAAAUCUUAAAAGUACCAUAUAAUUAAUAUACGAAAUUAUUAUUUAUUUGCACACAAAAAAAUCAUAGCAAAGAUUCCAGAUCUUACGUUUUUAAUAUCGUAGCUUUUUGUACAAUAAUUCAACUUGUAAAAAACAUUCUUGUCAAGAAGAAUUUUAAGUCUAAAAUUUUAAUAGAAUUGAUUGAAUGCGUAGAGUACAUGGAAUUUUUUCAAUAAUUUUUUUCGCAAGUGCACCUUACGAUUAAGGGAUGUUUUAAGCACAACGUGUUAUUUUGUAUUAAGUAAGAAGAAAGUAUACUUAAGUUAUUUUAUUACACUUAUUAUUUAUUUAAAAAUCCUAGUUAAAGUACGUACGUAAUGAUUUCACUAGCGCAUUACCUAGGAUAAAAUUAAUCGGAACUUUUCACUUUAAAGUUUUCAUCUUUUGUUUUCUUUUAUACAAAAAAAAAAAGUAAAACUUUCGCGGAUGCGAAGUAAAAGAAAUCGUCGCCGCGAAGUACAAGCGCAAGAGUUUCUUGUGAUGCUUUUACGCGCUUCUUGAGGGAGCUACGUUUCUGGAUCUACAUAUGCACACGGCGUUAGGAGUUGCUGAACAAAAAAAAAUAUACAUAAUAAUAAACAAAUAAAAGCCUAAUUGCACGAAUUGUCUACAAAACGUCGGCAGUUCGCUCUUUUGUACUUUUGUCUUUGUCGCAUAUCGUGUGAGACCAUGCGUGUCAUACUUUAAAAGCAUAAAAUAUACAGUUUCCAGCAGAGUAGCUCCCGGCCGUCUCUAACUACUUUGUUAUAUUAAUCUUUAAAUAAAAGCGAAUAAUAAAAAUAUAUGAAAGCUCUAUUUCGUGCAAAGCUAACGUCAACAGAAAAAUCACGGAUAUAGAUCAUAUAUACAUGUAAUAUUGUGUAAAAUAAAUAAGGUGGUUUUUUGAGCGAAAAAAGGAAACGACAAAAAAAAAUCGUAAAAAAUACAAUAAGGAAAAUCGAAAAUACGUUUAAAUCUUAAAACUACAGUGAGAGGAAAUAAAAUAAAGAGACAUUUUCUCCCUAUAUGUACGACAAUUGAGGGAUAUUAAAGGGAUUAAAAAAAAUAAUAAUAAUAAAAAGUAGUGUCGCUAUAUUGGCCUUUAAUGCUAUAUUUUAUCUGCGACUCAUACAAGCUUUGCGUACGGUACUGUGAUAUGUCGCUGUUUAUUCAUUUUUGUUGCACACGUUCAAAUGCCACUCUCAUGCUGGGAAAAUUCAGCGCUUGUUAACUACAAUUAAAAAAAAAACGGUAAUGAAAAAUGGUGUACUUGAAGUGUAUAAGCAAGAUGCAUAAUGAAUGUAAGAGUGAACGAACAAUGAAGGAGUGAGUUUAAGGACCGGAGAGAAAGCGCGAGAAUGAAGGAGAGAGAACGAAAAUUAGCGAAAUAGAUUUAGAGGAGAAAAGAGGAAAAACUUCGCAAAAAAGGAAACGUCGAAGGAUCAAGCGAGUAAUCAGACCGAAAUCUUGUAAUCGGAAUAAUUGAUCAAUAAAAUGAAACAUACAUCAAGAAAAAAAAUUUAUGUGACGAUGACAAAGAAUUUCUCUUCAUCGCUGUUCAAUGCGUCAGAGCAAUUCCUAUAUGUUCGUGCGUUCCAUAUCUGCGAAAGUUAAAUAAAAGAGGAAUAAUGUUCUCAACAAAA
Nasonia vitripennis (jewel wasp) is the source of this 12998-nucleotide messenger RNA. RefSeq lists its product as uncharacterized. NCBI's taxonomy places the organism in Eukaryota, Metazoa, Arthropoda, Insecta, Hymenoptera, Pteromalidae. The record is from RefSeq and is a predicted model, not a curated record. Bases 1930 to 6048 code for a protein of 1372 amino acids. The transcript is spliced from 10 exons.